Messenger RNA from Medicago truncatula (barrel medic), 948 nucleotides. RefSeq lists its product as uncharacterized. The record is from RefSeq and is a predicted model, not a curated record. The transcript has 2 exons. NCBI's taxonomy places the organism in Eukaryota, Viridiplantae, Streptophyta, Magnoliopsida, Fabales, Fabaceae. Bases 1 to 948 code for a protein of 315 amino acids.
AUGACUCAAAGUAACUUUGAAGAAAUGAAGAAGAGUCAAGACCUUGAAAGGAAGAACAAUGAAGCCUCAAGGAAAAUGCUUGAAACACAACUUGGGAAAUUAGCCAAGCAGUUGUCUGAACAGAACAAAGGGGGAUUCUCAGUUCCUAAAGUUCCUAAGAAGGAUAAUGAAAGGGUUGUAGAGGUAGAUGAAGAUAAUGAAGUUGAGGAAGUAGUUGAAAAAGAAACUGAACAUGUUGAAGUUGAAAAAGAGAGUGAUCAAGGUGUAGUUGAAAAUGAAAAGAAGAAAAAAACAGAGGGAGAAAAAAAUGAGAGGUUAAUAGAUGAAGACUCGAUCUUGAGAAAGUCUAAGAGCCAAAUUUUGAAGGAUGGGGAUAAACCACAAAUUAUCCCAUCUUAUGUGAAGCUUCCAUACCCUCAUCUUGCCAAAAAGAAGAAGAAGGAGGAAGAGCAAUUCAAAAAAAUCAUGCAACUCUUCUCACAACUUCAGGCGAAUAUUCCUUUUGGUGAAGCUCUCGAUCAAAUGCCGGUUUAUGCUAAAUUCAUGAAAGAAAUGUUAACGGGGAGAAGAAAGCCAAAAGAUGAUGAGAACAUCUCUCUUUCCGAGAAUUGUAGUGCUAUUCUCCAAAGGAAACUUCCUCCUCAGCUUAAAGAUCCUGGUGCUUUUACUAUUCCUUGUUCCAUUGGGCCGGUUGACAUUGGAAGAGCUUUAUGUGAUUUAGGGGCAAGCAUCAAUUUGAUGCCCCUUUCAAUGAUGAAGAAGAUUGGAGGUGGAGAGCCAAAACCUACAAGAAUGACCCUCACUUUAGCUGAUCGGUCAAUCUCCUAUCUGUUUGGUGUGCUUGAAGAUGUGCUAGUUAAAGUGAAUGAUAUAAUAUUUCCUGCUGACUUUGUAAUCUUGGAUAUGGCUGAAGAUGAAGAUAUGCCACUCAUUAUUUCCUUGCAAUAG